This is a messenger RNA of Parasteatoda tepidariorum (common house spider), 3031 nucleotides long. RefSeq lists its product as uncharacterized. The record is from RefSeq and is a predicted model, not a curated record. NCBI's taxonomy places the organism in Eukaryota, Metazoa, Arthropoda, Arachnida, Araneae, Theridiidae.
UUCGUAAUAAUUCUCAUCAAUCGCCUAACAAAUUUUAAGUCAUCCGGACAUUUUUCUCGCAAUCUAAUAUCACAAAUAUUUGCUUCGUAUCAAAAAGAUAAUUCUCCCUAUCCAAAAAUUAUGUCAGAAUACCCGUCUAUCACUAACCCCUCGUUACAUGAUAAAAAAAAUAACGAAGUUUUGGUUUAUCACCAUAUCGAGACCGUUGGUCAAGCAGUUUUUUCUAAACCGCGACGAUUAUCUGCUGAUAUUAACGCUGCUAAAAUAGCAAGCAAUUUGAAUUUAUGCUUUCGCAAGGUAUUAUCCACCCUUCUAAGAGUCUGUGGGCGAGCUCGUUACAUAUGGUAAAAAAACAAAACGGAGACUGCAGGGCUCCCAAAUGGUCCGUUUUUCAGAGCUAAGUCCGUUUUAGUCCGCUUUUUAACGAUUUGGUCCGUUUAGUACUAUUUUGAAAUCAUUCAAAAGAUUUUUUUUUAAAAAAAGCGUCUCAAUUACUUUAAAAUUGCGAUUUUAGCUGACAACCUUAGGUCACCCCACGAAAGGGGGCUGGAAAACAGGUGGCUGGCAUGUAGGACCAAUCAUAUCAAAUGUCAGCCCUCCAAACUUUCUCUUGGAACAAGCCAUAAAUCUUAACAAAGGUUAAACAAAAAAAAAGAGGUAGGUUUAUCCAAUUAGUUAAGCUCCCUGCUGUGGUUGACUUCUGAGAAAAUUGAAAGAAGCUGACUAGAUAUAAGAAGUGUGUCAAAUGUGAUAUAUUGCAACUGGCUCAUGGGACAUUGCAAAUACAGCCACAUUAUUUUACUUUCAGCUGCUGUUGCUUGAAUUCUACUAUAUUUUAAAAGUCAUCAAAUCAAGAAUAUUUUGUUAAUGGUGUAUCAGAGAAGACAUUCUAAAAUAAAGUUUAACAAAAAUGGGAAAAUGUAAAUUUGACAGUCGAUGGUUGGAGAAAACUGAUGAAGAUGGACAUAAGAUUUAAGAUUGGGGAAAGGAAGAAAAAAAACAGUUUAGUAUGUGACAGUUUAAUCUCGAUUGAGAAAGGAUUCAAGGCCAUCAAAAAACAUUAUGAGACUGUUAAACACAAGAACAAUUUUAAACUGAAGAAGGACUCCUCGCAGUUACAUCUCUCAUUUUGUGGGACUUCUGACGAAGACAAUUCAAAUAAGAUGCCAUCUUUACAAUUAUAUUCUUCUAAAGAAGCUGCUUUACGCGCUGAACUGAUCUGGUGCAUGAAAGUAGUUGCAUGCAACAUGUCGGUAGAAACGACUAAAGACAUUGCUCAUUUAUUCAAAGGAAUGUUUCCUGGAGCUAUUCCGGAGCAAUUUUCUUUGAAUCCAACCAAAGCAAGCUACUUAAUAACAGAUGCGCUUGCUCCGUAUUUUAAAGAAAUGCUUUUAACAGAAGUACAGGGAGCUUUCUUUUCAAUUCAGUAUGAUGAGACAACCAACAAUGCGGGACAGAAAGAACUGCAAAUUUUAAUAAGAUUUUGGUCGGAAUCCACAGGAGAAGUGUGCACAAAACAUCUGGAGAGUGUUUGCAUGGGGCAUGCCACAGCAGAAGACAUAAAGAAAAACAUUUUGAAAUGUUUAGACAAUGCAAACCUGCCUCUUUGUAAGAUAUUAAUGUUAGGAAGUGAUGGGCCAAAUGUUAAUAAAAAGGUAUUUAGACUGAUCAAUGAAGAAAUGAAAUUGGUUCGAAAUGAAGGGCUGUUUGAUGUAGGCUUCUGUAAUAUUCAUAUCAUGCAUAAUGCAUUUCAAAAGGGGUUGGGGGAACUAGGAUGCGAUGCAUCAGAUUUAAUUAUUGGCCUUUUUAACUAUUUCCAAGACUGGCCAUCCCGCUGGGAAGACUUUUCCAACAUCCAAAUGAAGAAGAAAGUGCCAAACUUGCAUUUCCUUAAGCACGUGACUUCAAGGUGGCUCACUCUCGAACCUGCUGCAAACAGAGUUCUGCAGCAGUGGGAUGCGAUUGUGGAGUAUUUUUUAAAUUAUAUUCCAUCAAAACAAUCAAGACUAAUGGCCACAAUCAGUUACAAAAAAAUUUUAUCUUUCUUGCAAAAGAAAAGUAUGAGAGCUGAGUUGAAUUUUAUCUGCACAAGCUCUUCAUUAUUCACUAAAUUCACAGGUUUAUUUCAAAAAGAAGAGCCAUUAAUACACGUGUUAUUUGAUGAAAUCAAGGAGUUAUUAUUAACUAUAAUGGGACGCGUUUGCAAAACAGAAGCUGUAACAGAAUUCAGGCAAGAACCGAGCCUAGAUGCUUUCAAAGCAGAAAAUUUGUUGAAAGGAAAGGAUAUUUUUUUCAACGAAUCACUUUUAAGCUGCCUGUCAUCACUUUCACAAAAUGAAAGAGACAAUUUUACUUUACGUGCUAGACAGCACUAUGUUGCUGCUGGAGAUUACAUUUUAAAAAAGAGAAUUGUCACUGGAAAUGGAGUUUUAGAAGCUUUAGGUUGUAUGCAACCUGAGAAGAUCAAGAAUCCUCAAAGUUUGAAGGAUAUUGUGAAAAUUGCUAGUUUAUUACCCAUAGAAGUAAAUACCGAUCACCUCAUUGAUGAGUGGAAGUUAUUGCAAUUAGAAGACAUUAAGCAAUGUGAUGGUCGGAUAGACCAUUAUUGGAACACUUUGCUGAAAGAUCAAUUAAAGUACACUAAUCUUAGCAAAGUAAUUAAACCAGCAUUAACUCUUAUCCACGGUAGUGCAGAUGUGGAGCGAGGAUUUUCUAGAUCAGCUAGAAUAAUGACUGAGGAUAGAGCCUCCAUGUCAAUUCGGAUGUUAAAUGCAAGAUUGACUGUUAGCGAUGCUCUUAAAGUAUAUAAAAAUAAACCAGAAGUAGUUCCUGUGACAAAAAAGUUCCUCAAUUUAGCUAGUGUAGCUUAUAAAAGCUAUAACUAUAUUGAACAGGAAAGAAAAAAAAAAAGAGGAAGAAGCAAGAAAAAUUAAAGAGGCUGAUGACUUGAAAAAAGGAGCAGAAGAAAGUCUUUUGAAAUUAAAUAGGAACAAACAAGACAUUAAAAGUUUAUCAACCGAGUUGAAAGCUG